Anarrhichthys ocellatus (wolf-eel) is the source of this 3726-nucleotide messenger RNA. RefSeq names its product ras-related protein Rab-7L1-like. The transcript has 4 exons. Gene Ontology annotation, cellular component: late endosome; lysosome; phagocytic vesicle. The record is from RefSeq and is a predicted model, not a curated record. Gene Ontology annotation, molecular function: GTPase activity; GTP binding. Gene Ontology annotation, biological process: endosome to lysosome transport; phagosome-lysosome fusion. The coding region runs from base 247 to 855 and encodes 202 amino acids. NCBI's taxonomy places the organism in Eukaryota, Metazoa, Chordata, Actinopteri, Perciformes, Anarhichadidae.
UUUCUCAUUUUUCUGUUAGUAAGUAUGUUUGUUACAUAAAAAACAACUGUGUUUCUUUCUAUCUUUAAAGUUGUCGUAAAUUUACAUCGCUGCUGGUAUGGAUAGUUUUAAUGUGAAAUAUUCGCAGGCGAGUAUUUAGCAUUUUUGUGUUGUUUAUUUGUCAUCCCCCCUGUGUGUAAAGGCCUUUAGAAUGAAAGUCCGAAAUUCAGAAGUAAAUGUUGGUGAAUUUUCUAUUUUGAGCAACAUAUGGAAUUCCAUAUAAGGCUUCACUUCUGUUUCAGUUGUCUCACUUCUCACUUAUUUCCCUUCACUUCUUCUAUUUCUCUUUCUCUGAUGUGUAUUUUAUUUAUUUCUCUAGUGGAUUAUUCUGUGAAGCUGCUGCUCUGGUCGGAUAAAGAAAAAGUCAGACUCCAACUAUGGGACAUCGCAGGCCAGGAACGUUUCAUAUCUAUGAACAGGGUUUAUUAUAAAGGCGCAGUGGGCUGCGUUGUGAUGUUUGAUGUCACCAGCUCGGCCAGCUUCCUUAGCUGUUGCCAUUGGAAACGAGACCUGGACAACAAAGCCUUGCUGCCCAGCGGAGACUCCAUCCCCUGCAUCCUGCUGGCCAACAAGUGUGACCUAGCUCAGCGGGUUGUGACCGCAGACAGCAUCGACAGGUUCAGUAAGGCCAACGGCUUUGUUACUUGGAUGGAGGUUUCGGUCAAAGACAACAAGAACAUUGGGGAGGCGAUGAGGAGAUUGGUGCAGGAGAUUUUGUCGGUUCAGUGCAGUCUGGACCCGCUCCAACCCGGACCUCAAGACAGCGUUUACCCUCAACUGGACUCAGAGUGCAACAGAGGAGCACGCUGCUGCUGAAUCACAGCGACAGGCAAACACAGUCAGGACCUGCUCAUUAUUUUAGAUCCUCAAGUUGUUUGAGGCACCACUGAGCACAGCACUUUACCCUAAAGUGCUUCUAUAAGGGGACAGAAGAAUCACAAGGAGGUUGCCAGUGGAGGCAUCCUAGAUGUUGAUGUUGGGCGGUGUAGAUUGGUUAUGCUGCUGAGUGUUCCGUACAGCCGCCAGGUCACCCCCUCCAUUAGGCAGAGACACAUGGUGUGCGUUGUGUUCCAAUACCCAUACUAACAUAUUAUUUAGUAUGCAAUUUUGAACACAGCUGUGGUGUUCCCAUGCUAACAAGGGGUGUGUGUGUGUGUGUGUGUGUGUGUGUGUGUGUGCAUAUAUGGUGUAAGGCAAAUGGUGUGCAGGUGCUGCUGUGUUAGUGUGUGUCAUACAAAGUCACAUGGAUGUGCAUGUGCCUUGGGGGCGUCAAAAGCUCACACACAUGCUGUCGACAUUCUGCUUUUCAUUUGUCAACAUGACCCCGUGAUUGCAGAGACUUGUGGGUAAAUCCCCACUGUUUUUAAAGCAAGGCAAGUUUAGAGCACAUUCAAAGCGCUUUACAUAAAACAUCAAAAGACAAAGUGCAAGAGAAACGCAUCAUAAAAGGACAUUUAAAUACAAUUUAAAAACGUUAAAAAUAUGUGACAUCCCUUUUCUAUUAGUCUAUGAUAAGUACGAACACACGACAACCAAAAAUGUGAAAAAGUAGAAGUAACAAUUCAACAAUAUUUAUUUAAACUCUAAACUACUAAAGGUAUAUUCAAACGAAAGGUUCAACAACAUCCGUGUCACUAUAAACUCCUCAGGCUUCCUCCUAUUAUGCUGGGCCCCACUCUGCUGAUCGGCCAGCAUGAAAUCUGUUGAACCCAAGGAGCAGCAUGACUGGCCUGCACAGCUGGAAACCAAUCACCUUAUUGGCACAUGAAGAGGAAACAAGGGAGGGAGAGAGAAAGAAAGGCAGGAGGGGAGAAAGCACAUACACAGGCGCCUUGCCCCAGCCUGACACGUAACAAUACAAGAGGAUAGAAAAUAGAAAACAAGUUCAAAUACAAUAAGACAGCUUUAAAAUACAAGAACAAAAGUUGUAAUGCAGUGUAAGAAAUGAUUCAAUUAAAGGCAGCGGCAAUCAGAAAAGUCUUCUGCCUUGAUUUAAAAUAGGUGACAGUUGCCGAGAGUUAUACGGUGACCUUGGAUCGGUUUUUCGAAAGGAAGAUGUGAUGCGCUGGUAAAAGCUCUGAAGCGUGUGGUGAAGAAAUUUGACCUUGAAUAAAUUAAAUUUGGAUUUAUAAAGGUAGACUGUGAUGGGUGAGGGUAAAGCAAAAUAUUCAUGAGAAAACUAGUGAUGGCAACAGUUUGUUCUCAAGUGGCUCCUCAAGCAAUGUUAGAUAAUGUAAUUUUACAAGUGGCCCAAACCUGUGUGGGAUUCAUCAAGUUUAAAUUAACAAUUAACAUCUCAGGUUUGUACAGUUAAUGUAGUUUAGCAGAUGUCUGACAGAUGAACACAGCCCAAAACAAGGUCAACCCUUAUCCCACACACACACACAAGCAGAAAUAAAUGCUGGCGAUUUGCAGCCAUGUGACUUUCUCUGGUGUUUGCACUUCCGCGUGGCUUUUCUGCCCCUGUGAGUUGGCUUCUAUUCUUAUCAGGAAGGCAGGAGCUCUCUGCUGUGACUCAGUCAUCCACACAUGCUAUAAUCCUGGAGAACCCUCAACAAAUGGACGGAUGUUGCACAGAUGGACUUUUAAUGAAAGUGGCUAUUUGUCAUUACACAACAAGUAUGUCAUCAUGCCCCACUCGUCAUAUUAGUUUCUAUUCGUACCAUUUUGCACUUCAGCAGGACUUAUUAGCCCUGAGUGGACUGCUGUUAGUGCAUUUUACUACUUUUAGGACAGAAUGAUUUAAAUGAGGGCUAUUUAAGUGUUCGUACUGGGAAAUUGAUGUACUUCAUUAUCCUCUGGUCUCUGAUGUCUCUUUAUGCAUCCGUGGCCGCUCCAUCGCAGCCCUAUCUAGUGGCGGUUGUCAAAAAAGUAAAAUGUUUGCCUCUUUGCUUCUAUACUCUUUAGUAUUAGAGAAGAGAAGCCGUUAAUCUUUCAAUGAGCCGAACCAUAAUACAAUUAAAAUGCAAAUAGCAUAAGAUAAUUAAAAGGAUACAGGCUAUCAUGAACAGUAAUUUAAAAAGUCUGGUUAAAUGUUAAAGUAACAUAGAUCAAGCCCAGUAGUUCAUGUUGUGCAUUUUAUGUUCCGUGACUGUAGCAUGAAAGGCAUGGUGAAAUUAGCAACUAACCAGCCGCUAAAUCAGAAGAAUUUAACAACUAUUGCUCCAUCCACACACUCUUGUUACAGCGUAGGAUAGCACAUUGCUAUCGCCAGACAAUCAGUCAUUAACACUGAUUAACCAGAUUUUGUAAUAUGCUGAUGCUUAAUUUCAAGUCCUCAGAAAAGGGACACAUUGUUUGUCCCGUGCUGUGAUAGAAAUAAGACUUUAAACAAUCACGCUUUUGGCUCAUUGGUCCAAGAUACUGAAAUGUAAUCCAAUUUAGGACACCAUGGAGCUUUAAAAAGCAUCUCAAGACCUACUGGUAUGGGCAUUUGUUCAGUUUGACUAUGUUUUUAUGUCUUGCUAUUUCUAUGCACUUUACCUGAGAUGUUUGAUCUUGAAAAGUGCUACAAAGAUACAUUUGACUUACUUCUUACUCUUCAUCACAUAUCCUCAUUAAACAAUAAGGAGAAAAAAUGUAAACUAUGCUUUUCUGGCGGUGGAAAGUGUUAAAGUUGGUGCAGUUUGACCUUGGCAUUCGGGGCCGACAGUUACACAUUUGCUUGAUGCUGCUAUUGAAACUUCC